AAUCACUGUUUUGUUGUCAGGCAGCACAUAAUCAGCUAAAUUUCUAGACGUAUUGAAGUCCCAAUCCGGUAGUGCAGCUGAAAUAAAUAUAAAAAAUAACACGUUUUCGCCAACGCAAUCCCGACAUCAUUAUUUGAAUGAAAGAAAACUCGUGCUUCGCAUAAUACUGCUGCAAUGUCCUCUUAUACUCAAGGUCUUCAUCACUGCAAUCCAUUUCACUAUUACCAACCUCUGCGGAUUCAAAUUCAGCAGAGGAAUAGAUAUCAGUGAUUUCGCGAUUGUGAUGACUCCUUUGCGGCAGUAAUAAGCGCUUUUCAUGUUGACCCGGAACCAUUUUGCGUGCAACAAACGUUAACUAUCAGCAUAUUCAAUCUAAAGUGCAUUAAAUGGCCAUGAAGCGACCUUAAUUAGUGUUGUUAUUUUUUUGCCUGCGUAGAGUAAAUAAUGCAUGCAACUCCUGUUUCCUUUGUCGACCGGUUUAGCACGACGUCAUCUUUGGCGUUAUAUUGAUCACGAGUAUUUCGAGUAAACCCUUCAAAUUCUAUUUAUUUCGUUUCAGAUAAUGCAGCGCUCUCCGAUAUGAUUUUAGAUAACACCAUGGUAAUUAAAUGAUUAAUUUUGCACAAAUAUACACCUUUAUAUCAUGCUAACAAUAUAAUUUAGCAACAAAUGCGCAAACAAAUAAUUGAUUGAACUGACCGCACAACAGCUGUCGGCUAGAGUUACCGUACCUAAAUAUCUACUGAGAGCUUACUCUUUUUUUCUGUAAGAAAUUCUCCAUUGUGACUUCGAGGUAUCAUAUAUAGGUGCUAUAUGAAAUUCCAUAUUUAUGCUAAUGCAAUAAUUAUUUUGGACAAAAGUUACAAUAUCUAUAUUUCGGCCAAAUAUGUACCCACACUUGGAUAUAAAUAAGCAUAUGUUUUUGCAAAGUAAUCGGUUAUGAAUUGCAACAUUCCUAAUCUUAUGAUAAAGGCGACCCUAUUUUGAGUACGAAACAAACAAGAAUAAAAUUAUUUGUUGGUAAAUUGUGGUUUGCUCUUUUUUGUUGUCACUCCGGUUUUAGAUUGAUUUGGUAUAUUAACAUUUAUAAAUUUUUGUGAAUUACAUCCCGAAAAGAUUUUCGCAAAGAAUAGACGGACGAUAUUUGUGUGUUUAAGUUACAUAUAAUGAAAACUUGUAAUAAUUUUAUGUAAAUUUCAAUUGAAUAAAUACUGACACGCAGUACAAAUGCACCAACCUAUAAUCUAUGCAUUGUAGAGUGGGCAUACAUGUAAAAGAGGCAGAAAGUUACUGACGUGUCGCUGUGAUCGAUUUCAAAAAAUAUUAAUAAAUAUGACUGUGCGUCGCCGACAGGAAACGAAUGGGAUGUCGUCUGAUGACAAUGACAAGCAGCAAUUGUUGGUCGAGACGCCUCCGUCGGACUGUCCAUCGAAUGUAAACGAUGAAUUCCAUGAGAAAACAGAUAUACGCGGCGAUCGCGGCAAUAUUGCCAUACUUUUCUUCCUCUACGUAAUGCAAGGUAUACCAUUAGGUCUGAUUGCUGCCGUUCCCAUGCUUUUACAGAAUCGUGGAGCUAGUUAUAAACAGCAAGCCGAAUUUUCCUUCGCUUAUUGGCCGUUUAGUAUGAAACUUUUAUGGGCGCCAAUUGUUGAUUCCAUCUACGUUCGCCGAUUUGGCAGACGAAAAUCAUGGUUGGUUCCAUCGCAAUAUCUAAUUGGUAUUUUUAUGCUUUUUCUAUCAUGGCAAAUAGAACGAUGGUUAGGUGGUAAUGGGGCUGAUCCCAAUGUACCAUUCUUAACCAUGCUGUUUUUCUUACUUAACUUUUUGGCCGCUACUCAAGAUAUUGCUGUUGAUGGUUGGGCGCUUACUAUGUUGAAGCGAUGCAACGUUGGUUAUGCGUCGACAUGCAAUAGUGUUGGCCAAACCGCUGGUUACUUUCUGGGCUAUGUGGUCUUUAUAGCGCUGGAAUCAAAAGACUUUUGCAACAACUAUCUACGCACAGAACCGUUGGAUAAAGGUCUUGUAAUAUUGCCAGAUUUUUUAUGGUUCUGGGGCAUUUGUUUCAUGGUAGUGACAACUUUGGUAGCGAUCUUUAAAAAGGAGAAUGAUGUACAAGAUGCACAUACGGCGGCACGUUACACCGAUGAACACGAGUUGAACCUACGCGAGAGCUACAAGAUUCUCUACGACAUGGUACGCAUGCGCCCCAUACAAAUUUUAGCCGCCAUUUUGUUAACCGUCAAAGUUACUUUUGCUGCCUGUGAUGCAGUCACAUCAUUAAAAUUAAUCGAUGCUGGCGUGCCAAAAGAGAAGUUGGCACUGUUGGUUGUGCCCAUAAUCCCAUUGCAAAUAGUGUUGCCACUAAUUGUCAGCCGUUAUACACACGGACCACGCCCCAUGGAUAUAUAUGUGAAAGCCAUACCGUAUCGAAUUGUCUUUAGUACAUUAGCGGCCAUCAUUACUUAUUGCACACCUUUUAUGAUUUCGAACGGUUAUGUACCCAUCUACUACUAUGUGCUCUUAAUUGUUAAUUACGCUUUGUACCAGGUGUUCCUCUACUGCAUGUUUGUAGCUGUAAUGGCAUUUUUCGCGAAAAUUUCCGAUCCUGCAGUAGGUGGUACAUACAUGACAUUCCUCAACACACUGUCGAAUCUGGGAGGAAACUGGCCAAACACUGUAGUUUUGUGGUUGGUGGAUGUGCUAACAUGGCAAGAAUGUACCCAUGUCGACCCAGAAGUGGCAGCACAAAAUAGUUGUCUGACAAAGACUCAAAAAUCUGAAUGCGAGGCCGCUGGUGGUGAAUGUAAAAUUGUCUUCGAUGGCUACUACAUUGAAUCGAUUAUAUGUAUAAUAUAUGGUAUUGUGUGGUUGUUGUGUGUGCGGCGUUGGAUAAACUAUUUGCAAAGUUUGCCCACACGAAGCUGGUUGGUUGUUAAAAAGGGAAAGAGUGGUGGCGGUGCCAAAAAGUCAAGAUAGCAAUUCAUUGUAUGACAUAAGGAGGAUGUGGGUCACACCUACCUGUUGGAUGACCUUAAGGUUGAUGCGGUAGAAGAGUUAGACGUGGAUAUUGAAACUGUGCGGAAUAUACAUGCUCCGUCGAUUUAAGACACAAUUUGCUAUUCUCUUUAGUUUUGAUUUAGUAUAGAAUUAAAAUAAUACAAUUUCUGUUUAAAAAUUCCAAUGAAAUGCUUUUAUAUGUAUGUGAGAACAGUGCAAUUGAAUUUUAGUUGUAAGGUAUGCAUUUGUUUAACCAGUGGUACAAUACAAUCGACUUGCUUUCAAAAACUUGUUGCUAUCUAUGGCACAAACUUUGUGAGAGUAAAUAGAAUUAUCUAAAUUGAUGUUUGUCUUGUCUUAAUAUUAAUAUUAAUUAAAAUAAAAUACUGCAAAACUUGUAUUUAUAUAAAAAGGAAAAAAGCUUAAGAUUUGAUGUAAAUGCCUACACAAGAUAUUUGUAGCCAUUUUGGAGAAUUAAAAAAAAAAGAACACCUUAGUUUGCAGCCCGAAUAA
Bactrocera oleae (olive fruit fly) is the source of this 3510-nucleotide messenger RNA. Its product is annotated as acetyl-coenzyme A transporter 1. Gene Ontology annotation, molecular function: acetyl-CoA transmembrane transporter activity. Lineage: Eukaryota; Metazoa; Arthropoda; Insecta; Diptera; Tephritidae. The record is from RefSeq and is a predicted model, not a curated record. Gene Ontology annotation, cellular component: membrane.